Messenger RNA from Hydractinia symbiolongicarpus, 2090 nucleotides. RefSeq names its product putative ammonium transporter 3. Lineage: Eukaryota; Metazoa; Cnidaria; Hydrozoa; Anthoathecata; Hydractiniidae. The transcript is spliced from 6 exons. Gene Ontology annotation, biological process: ammonium homeostasis; ammonium transmembrane transport. The record is from RefSeq and is a predicted model, not a curated record. Gene Ontology annotation, molecular function: ammonium channel activity. Gene Ontology annotation, cellular component: membrane. The coding region runs from base 366 to 1784 and encodes 472 amino acids.
ACAUGAAAAUCCGCUUAAUUAAUUGUACGCAAGGCAGCCAUUAACGAGCAAAUGAAAAGGAAAAUUAAAAAAAAAAUUCUCAGUUAAGAAAGGGGGUAAAAAACAAGGUGUUAAGUUAUUAAAUAUUAAUAAAUUCCGUAAAUUGUAACUAAAUAUAAUUCUCCAAGGUGUUAAAAAGCUAUAGAAAAUAAAAUAGUGACAAAUAUUUAUAAUUAUUGUAUUACAAAAAAAAAAUUUUUCAAAUUCUUUUUACUACGUUGUGCCACGUAGCUAUACAUGUUUACUUGUUUUAAUCUUACAUCGCUCAUGAAAGUAACAAAACGUUAUCACGAAACCCGUAGCUGAAUUUAUUUAUUCAAUUUUAAAUGACGAAUAUGAGCAAUCCAUUUGGAGGCAAAGUUGAUGAAGAAGGUACUGAUGCCUUGUGGAUAAUUAUAUCAUCUUUUAUAAUAUUUACCAUGCAAUCUGGUUUUGGUUUAUUUGAAUCAGGAAUGGUAUCAAGAAGAAGUGAAGCAAACGUGAUUGUAAAAAACAUGUUAGAUGUAACACUGGGCGGUUUAGCGUACUGGUUUAUCGGUUUUGGAUUUAGUUUUGGACCAAACACGAAGGACUCUGCUAAGAUGUCGGGCGAAGGUUAUUUCCUUACGGACGUCGAUUUGAACAAUGAAGCACACGUGUACACGCAGUAUUUUUUUCAACUUUCAUUUGCUACAACAGCAACGACUAUUGUUUCUGGCGCUGUAGCAGAAAGAAUUCACCUUACGUCAUAUAUUAUAUUUGCCAUCAUCAAUACUGGCCUCAUUUAUGUUUUCCCGGCACAUUGGAUGUGGAGUUCAGAUGGAUGGCUUGCAACAAACGGAGCGUACGACUUCGCUGGGUCUUCUGUAGUACACAUGUCCGGUGGUGCAGCAGCUUUAGUAGCUGCCAUAAUACUUGGUCCAAGACGCGGCAGGUUUGAUCAGAGCGAAGAAAAAAGGUCAUUUGGAAUGGCAAGUCCCACCAACGUUGUUUUAGGAACUUUUUUUCUAUGGUGGGGUUGGAUCGGUUUUAACUGUGGUUCGACAUUUGCAGUAACUGGAGGACUAUGGAAGGUAGCAAGUCGAGUUGCUGUAGUUACAAUGAAUGGGGCGAUUGCUGGAGGAUUUUCCGCUGUUCUGCUUUGUAUAAGUUUGUAUUGCAAACGGCAUUAUGUAUUGGACAUACCGCAAUUUGUAUCUGGUGUUUUAGGUGGAUUAGUUGCAAUUACCGCAUGUGCGUCGGUAAUAUCACCAUGGGAAUCUAUUGUUAUAGGUUUUAUUGGCGGAAUGAUAGCUAACGGAGUGAUAGCUCUUCUUAACGCACUUAAAGUCGAUGAUCCAGUGGGUUGUUUUGGUGUACAUUGGGCUUCUGGACUUUGGAGUAUGAUAUGCGUUGGGUUGUUUGCAAAAAAGACUAGUCCGUUCGACCUUGUCAUUGAAGAUGGUCUCUUUAAAGGUGGCUCUGGCAAGCUGUUGGCUUAUAACAUUGCUGGUGCCAUGGCAAUCUCUGUUUGGUCAGGCGGACUUACUGCAAUCGUGUUCUUCAUCUUGAAAUACACGAUUGGAAUUCGAAUGUCGUACGAACAAGAGCUGUUGGGCUCUGAUCAAGUCGAGCAUAAUAUUGUUGAAGAUACCAUACCUAAUGAAGGGAACCAUGUCCUAGGAAAACACGUAGCAGCAGCUGAUAUCAAGUAUCGUGGGAGUCGUACUAAAAAAGGUGAUACUAAUGACAACAUCGAAAUGAAAAUGGAGAACGCAGCCGUUUAGGAAUAAAACUCCGAUAAGAAGAAUUCAACCAGUCAGGAUAUUACAUAUUCUAUUUUAAUAUUGUCGUGAUUAUAUUAAGGUUUCUUUGCAUGUGAGAAGGGAAGAAAAGUAAAUACUUGCCAUAAAACAUUCGGUUUAUGGCAUGUUAUGUAACAAAACCUUUUUUAAAUAAAAUUUUGCCGACGAACAUCUUUUCUUAUUUUCCAUAAACUAUUUCCGUCAAGAUAACAAUCUUUUUUAUUAUACACGUUCUCAACAGCCUUGUAUUCUGAAAAGAAAAAAUAUGCAAUAUUUUUAUAAGCACUG